AUGUCGAAAUUCUUUGUAUUUAAAAUACUGACUUCAAUUAUUGUUUUGUUGGAACUGCAAGAAGCUCGUGGCGAACAUGUGUUCUUUAGAGCCUUUAGAAAUUUACACAAAGAUCCGGGUCUUAGAGGUUCUACCAGAGCUCAUGUGGAAACAAAGUGGAUAGAACAAAAAUUGGAUCAUUUUAAUGAAAAUGAUAAUAGAACUUGGCAAAUGCGGUACAUGGCCAAUGAAGAAUUCUAUCAAGAAGGUGGUCCCCUAUUCAUUCAUGUCGGCGGAGAAUGGACUAUUUCGCCGGGUUCUAUAAGCAGUGGCCAUAUGUAUGAUAUGGCUAAAGAAAAUAAUGCUUAUUUGUUUUACACUGAACAUCGCUACUAUGGAAAAAGUAGGCCAGUAAGUGACCUUUCCAAUGAAAACAUGAAAUACCUAAAUGUUCAACAGGCCUUGGCCGAUUUGGCACAUUUCAUACGCACCAUGAAAACCACCCUACCGGGCAUGGAGAAUUCUAAAGUCAUAUUAAGUGGUGGCUCUUAUUCGGCCACUAUGGUUACAUGGUUUAAGAAAUUAUAUCCCGAUUUGGCAUCCGGAUGUUGGGCUUCCUCGGCUCCCUUAUUUGCCAAAGUAGAUUUUGUGGAAUAUAAGGAGGUUACUGGUCAGUCCAUACGUUUGGUGGGCGGUGAUUCCUGUUACAAUCGCAUUUCAAAUGGCAUACAAGAACUGGAGAAAAUGUUAACGGAAAAUAGAUCAGCUGAUUUGAGAUCAUCUUUAAAUUUAUGUGAUACAUUUGAUGACAACAAUGAAUUGGAUGUUUGGAUACUAUUUUCCACCAUAUCGGAUAUAUUUGCGGGAAUUGUUCAAAAUCAUCGUGGCAACACCAUUCAAAAUGCCUGCAAUAAAAUAAUGGAGGGAGAGGAUGACUUCAAAGGUUUCACAAACUUUAUGCUGCGCUAUUUUGAUAAUAAAAACUGUUCUGAUCUUAGCUACAAAACCUCGGUGGAGGAUAUCAAAGAUACCAACUUUGGCAAUGGAAUGAUACGCCAAUGGUUCUAUCAGACCUGCAACGAAUAUGGAUGGUAUCAGACUUCCGGUUCUAUGCAACAGCCCUUUGGCACCAUGUUUCCCGUCAAAUUAUACACCACCCUAUGUCAAGAUGCCUAUGGCCAAGAGUUUACCGCAGAGUAUAUCGAAAAUCAAGUGGCAAAAACUAAUGAAUUUUUUGGUGGUCUUCAACCACAAGUGGAAAAUGUCUAUAUGACUCAUGGCCAGUUGGAUCCUUGGCGGGCAAUGGGUAUACAGGAGGAAGGCAAGGCCACCAUAAUACCCAUGCGUGCCCAUUGCAAAGAUUUCGGUUCGAUCAGUGACAAGGAUAAUGAUGAGCUAAAGGCCUCAAAGAUUAAACUCAAGGAAUUGGUUAAGGAGUGGUUAAAGGAAUAGGAACUUAUAAUAUUAACUAAACAAUUAAAUAAAUAAAUUUUUCAUACAAAAACAA
Calliphora vicina (urban bluebottle blowfly) is the source of this 1486-nucleotide messenger RNA. RefSeq names its product putative serine protease K12H4.7. Bases 1 to 1431 code for a protein of 476 amino acids. Gene Ontology annotation, biological process: proteolysis. The transcript has 7 exons. The record is from RefSeq and is a predicted model, not a curated record. Gene Ontology annotation, molecular function: dipeptidyl-peptidase activity; serine-type exopeptidase activity. NCBI's taxonomy places the organism in Eukaryota, Metazoa, Arthropoda, Insecta, Diptera, Calliphoridae.